AUGGCCCAACGACACGCCAGCGUCGGAUGCUUGUCAGCGUUCAGCGAGGCCGAAGUGAAGGUACUUUGAAAUGAUUAAAAAUUGGUGUGACUUGUGAUUCGAACCACCAAAACGUCAUCAGAGUUUUGUGUCCUGUAAAUCAAGCACAAUCGCAUUUAAUAAGCCGGGUGUGCUUUGUGUGAACGAAUAGAGUACAAAAACAUUGUGAUAUGGGUGGAAACAUUGAUAAAAGCGUCCCGUCCCUAUUCCCCAUCUUGUGUUGUCAAUAGAAAAUACGAUCGAAGUUUGCGUCGUGCUGUGAAUUGCCACGCAAGCGACACGUUUCACUUUUGUGUGUGUGUGUGUGUACAUGCGAUAUUGCAGCACCGUUUUGCACUGGUUCCGCUAUUAUUUUACUGAAAAUGGCACCGUUUCCGGUAAGUUUGGAACACUGAACGGUCGUGAUCUUUUGUCGGAAGAACUAUGAAGGACAAACAAUGACGAGAGAGAGACAGUGUUUCUGAAAAGAGCAAAACUCCAAAGACUGCGAUCAAAAUGCGCUUCUCCUUCCCAACCCAACCCACCCACAAAAGAACAAAUAGCGGCGAGGUUUUUGUGUGUGUGUGUGAGAAAAAUAUAAACACAAAUAUGUAUACAUUUGUCUGAGGAAUUUAGUGGGAUGUCCCCUUUUCUUUGCCGGUAUUUAAGGCGUGUUUGGUGCAUUUCUCAAUAAGUUCGAAGAGUUUUAGGCUCUCUUGGCUUCCGUUUCCGAUGUUUUUAGGCAUUUCUUCGGGCCGUGAUGUCACAAAAGUAGAACUGAUGUAAUCAGUUUCAGACUUUCGAUUUUCCGUUUAGUUUGUUUUUUGCUUCCCCAGGCUCCCGGCUCUCUAAACUAGAAAUCUUGACCUCUUCGAAAGCCGUUUAGGUGAUUUCAUCCUAUUUACGCAUAUCCUUCCUGUUACUGGCCACCCGAAUGUUUUUUUGCUGGUAGAGAGUCUGAACAAACACGGAGAUAUCAACAGACAGUAACAGACACACUCGUUUUCUGUCGUCUCUCCCCCUCACUCUCGCUCACUUUUCUAUCUUUCAAUCGUGUGAACCGCCCAUCCGAACACGGCCUUAGUUGGAAAGUUGUGUUCAUUUCCAACUUAUUCGUCGCUAUUGUCAAUAGUCAUGCCGGUGGGUUUUUCUAUUCAUUCUCUAAGGGGAAUGGCGCAACAUCGAGAUCUCUGCUUGUUCGAUAAAAGUUCAUUUGUAGUCUGUUCUUCAAAAUGAGCCGGGUUAGAGGUUAAUGUAAGGUUUUCGUGCCAAGUUACAGCUUUACAAUUUCCAUGUUUGAAAAUGAAAGGUUCUAGGCCUAUUGUAUGCCCGCUCCGCUCUCGAUUUGUAUUUUAUCACACAAUCAAAAGAAAACGGUGUUAUCAUCACGUGACAACGACGGCGCUGCUUUUUCGCUGUUUAUUUCCAUCCGAUUCGUCUUAUUCUCCUUCUUCUUCUCCGUCCGUCCGUCCUGCCGCCGACGCUUUUCUCUCGGUCAAACUUUCGAGAAACGACGUUUGUGUGUCGAGACUAUGAACGUUUCCUUCUCGACGAGCUCUCUGUCGGUGUCGAACUCGCGAACGAGAUUGGUCUCGUUCCGAGAAGCCGAACACGACGAUCUGAAGGUUGGUUUUGAUCAUUGAAACAUGUUGACGUCAGGCUUAACAUCGGGAUCGUUUUGCCUGAUGAUAUAUAAUAGAAGAUAUUACGACGUCUAGAAUCUGUGUCUACAAGACUGUCUGUUCCAAUGAUGAUCACAAUUGCAUCAGAACCUUUGGAAGGUGUGUAGGAAUUGAAUUUGUAGUGUGUAGGGUGUGUUUCGCGUUCUUUGCACUCACUUUGAAUCGUAUCUUGUGACCACGUGUGGUGCCUCGAAACCCAAAUAGUAGUCUGUGCCGCGAUAUCACAAAUGUGUGAUUCGGCGAUCACAUAUAAAUGGGUUCCGCACAAGUGUUUCCUCUUUUUCUUCUUCACCGAUCUCCGAGACAGCUGCCUGUUGAGUACUUUGAAGUGUGAUGCUCUCGCCGAUUUUUGUUUUUCGAAAUUGGAAAAGAGUCGAUUCCAACUCUUUCUUCCAACUCGCAAAAAGUUGCAAAUCUUUUCGAGUCGAAUCUAGAUAGAUCAAAAGAUCGAACGCAAUGCCCCGUGACACUAAAAAAAUGUUUUGGAAACUUCUCCGGUCGGAUCAUCAUCGUGUUUAUACAAUCGUUUCGCCUUUUUGCCGUCAAUGUGCGCUUCUUCUCAUCCAGUUUUUCUGGUUGCCGCUUUCCACUUUGUCGCCUUCUUGUUGCCAUUGAUAUCUCCGCUUCCGAUCGUCGUGCAUCUAAAAUGGAUAAACGCUUUUUUAGUUUUCCUCUCUCUCUCUCUCUCUCUUUCUUGAUCUCGCUGACUUUUUAUCUUCUAAAAGAGACUAGACGCUUCUAGAAAAGAAAGAGAAAAAUGGCUCCGCAACCAGUUCAUCGCCUCCAUUCCAUCGAUCAUAAGCCAGAUGAGGUAGUGGGUGGGGUCCCUGGGGCAAAAAUUAGAAUACAAACGUUCCCAUUUGAAAAAUGUGAUUUUAUUUCAGAGCUCUGAAGAAUGGAAGACGUCGACGAAGGUGGAGGCGUUGAGCCUUCUGGAGGGCGAGCUCGCGCAGCUCCUCUCGACGACCCGCGACGAGCUUCUGCCGCACUACAAGACGGAGCUCUCCGGCUUCCGCAACCUGUUCGCCCGUUUCCUCCGCGCCAAGCCGCACGUCGAGUGGUCGAAGAUUGAGCCGCUUCCGGAAGGAUCCAUCCGUCCCUACACGAGCGUCAGUUUCCCCCAUUUUCCCUUUUUCACCUGUAAUCUGGGCUUUGCAGUUGUCCGCCGUUACUGGCAAGGACCUGAUUGCCGCCCAACUGCGCAAGUUGGUCGUUGUGAAGCUCAACGGAGGACUCGGAACUUCGAUGGGAUGCAAGGGACCAAAGUCGGUCAUCUCGGUCCGCAACGACCUCACGUUCCUCGAUCUGACGAUGCAGCAGAUUCAGGUGAGUCCCCUCCGAAGCUUGAAUCAAUGAAAACUUGAAACAUUUCAGACGCUGAACAAAACGUACGGAGUCGACGUGCCGCUGGUGCUCAUGAACUCGUUCAACACGAACGAGGACACGCAGAAGGUGCUGAAGAAGUACGCGAACGUGAAGGUGUCGGUGCACACGUUCUCGCAGUCGCAGUACCCGCGCAUCAACCGCGAGACGCUGCUGCCGAUCGCCAAGACGCUCGAGGGCGAGGACAACGAGUGCUGGUACCCGCCGGGCCACGGCAACUUCUACGAGGCGUUCCACAACUCGGGACUGCUCGACAAGUUCCUCGCCGACGGCAAAGAGUACUGCUUCCUGUCGAACAUUGACAACAUGGGCGCCACCGUCGACCUGUCCAUCCUCAACUUUGUGCUCAAUCCGCCGGCGGACCAAGUGCCGCCCGAGUUCCUCAUGGAGGUCACCGACAAGACGCGCGCCGACGUGAAGGGAGGAACGCUGAUCCAGUACGAGGGACGGCUGAUGCUGCUCGAGAUUGCGCAGGUGCCGAAGGACUACGUCGACGAGUUCAAGUCGGUCAGCAAGUUCCGCAUCUUCAACACGAACAAUUUGUGGGCGAAGCUCGACGCGAUGAAGCGCGUGGUGACGACGAACAAGCUCGAGAUGGAGGUGAUCGUGAACCCGAAGCACCUCGACCGCGGACUCGACGUCAUCCAGCUGGAGACGGCCGCCGGAGCCGCGAUCAAGUCGUUCAGCGGAGCCGUCGGCGUGAACGUGCCCCGUUCUCGCUUCUUGCCCGUCAAGAAGACGUCGGACCUGCUGCUGCUCAUGUCGAACCUCUACGAUAUUGACAACGGAUCGCUGACGCUCUCGCGCCAGCGCUCGUUCCCCACCACCCCGCUCGUCAAAUUGGGCUCCUCGUUCGACAAGGUCAAGGACUAUUUGUCGAGGUUCAACGGCAUUCCCGACCUGCUCGAGCUGGAUCAUCUGACCGUGUCCGGCGACGUCUGGUUCGGCAAGGACGUGUCUCUGAAGGUAUUUAAAAGAGCAAACGGAUAUUAUCUGGGCUCAGAGAGUCUAAGCCGUCGCGACUUUUCAAAUCUCUUUUCUCUUGCAGGGCACUGUGAUCAUCAUCGCCAACCACGGAGACCGCAUCGACAUUCCGCCCGGCUCGAUCCUCGAGAACAAGAUUGUCUCUGGAAAUUUGCGCAUUUUGGAACACUAA
Messenger RNA from Caenorhabditis sp. 36 PRJEB53466, 4239 nucleotides. Lineage: Eukaryota; Metazoa; Nematoda; Chromadorea; Rhabditida; Rhabditidae. The record is from the annotation of a GenBank genome assembly.